Molecule: messenger RNA, 3953 nt
Organism: Sorex araneus (European shrew)
Lineage: Eukaryota; Metazoa; Chordata; Mammalia; Eulipotyphla; Soricidae
Gene: IFNAR2
Product: interferon alpha and beta receptor subunit 2
Exons: 9
Coding region: 370-1911 (513 amino acids)
Molecular function (GO): interleukin-22 receptor activity; protein binding
Source: RefSeq, a predicted model, not a curated record
CGCCCCGGUCCUACCCACUUCUCCCGGGCCAGUGCCCGCUUUGCCCGGGAGCCCCGGGGCCUACGCUCUGGGCACGCGGGGGCACCCGGGGCUUUGUCCGCUGCUCGGGGAGGAGGACGCCGCGGUGCGCCCGGGCCGCCGUUCGCUGCACUCCCCCGCGCUGGCCCCGCGGAGGUGGGGACGGGCCUCCGCUGCCGGAGACCUGCCAACCCGCUCGCAGCCCCGGGUGCGGAGAGAGGCGACAGCGGAGCCCCCCGCCCCGCUGCCAGCGGCGCGGGGUGCGUUUGAGCCCGAGGCGAGCACCCCGAAGGGGAGCGGCGAGACGAAACUGCCAAGAUGUGAAAGUGAAGCUUAGCACGAACUGCAAAGAUGCUCUGGAAUCCAACUACCUCAGCCCUGAGACCCUUUCCUUGGAGUCUGCUGGGGCUCGUCAGCCUCCUGCUCAGGAUCGCCUGGGUGCUGCCGGAAUCUUCCGAAAAGGCUUGCACAUUUAAGAUGAACUUGCGUGACUUCCGGCUGAUCUUAUCGUGGGAGUUUAAGGGCCACGAGCUCGCACCCACCCACUACACGCUGUGGUACACCAUCAUGAGCAAAAAGAAGACCAUGACGCUGGUGGAGGACUGUGCGCACAUCACCAGGGCGUUCUGUGACCUCACAGACGUGUGGCGAGUCAUGGGCGAGACCUACAUCCCCAUGGUGUCCCGGUUCCACGGGAACAGGACGCUGGACAGCUGCAUGGGGGACAUCUGGCUGACCACCAACAUGGUUUUGGAAUCACCCAAGUUUGAGAUUGUGGGUUUCACUGACCACCUUAAGGUCACCAUACACAUCCCGCUGGGCGUCUCUGGCAUUGUAGAGGACUUACUGUUCAGCGCGCCCCUGGUCAUCGAGGAGUGGUCGGAGAUGGUUGUGAAGAAGCAUAAGCCCAAAGUAAGUGGGAACAUGACUGGAGAUUUCUCUUACGUCAUCGACAAGUUAAUUCCGAACACGAACCACUGCGUAUCAGUGUAUUUUGGUCACAAAAAUCCAGAUGUAAUACCAGCAAUUAAGUGCACCCUCCUGCCUGCAGAGAAUCCAGAGUCAUCGGUAUAUGGCAAGAUAGGAGUACUUGGUUUUUCAGCUUUAAUGUUGUCUGCCAUCUUCAGCGUGCUGACUAUUAUGAGACGAACGGGUUAUAUUUGUUUAAGUAACGAGUCCCCCAAAGUUUUGAAAUUUAUUAAUAAGUCAGCCUAUGUAUUUCUGGAGCUGUCGCCACUGGAAAAGAUAGAUCUAGUGGAAGUCAUCCUUGUCAACAAAAAGAGAAAAGUGGAGCACAAUAACGUGGAUGAUGAUCACAACGAUGACGAAAGUGACAGCCAGGAUGAGGCAGCCGCUGGGACCAGCCCUGGCGGCUACACCAUGCACGACCUGGGCCGGCUGCUGUCUCUGGCCUCCUCCUCCUCCUCCAGGACCGCGGACGGCCCUGAGUACCGGGGCUCUGAGGAGGCUGACUCAGUGGCGCCUGAGGCUGACAGGGAGCCCCUGGAAGUGGCCGGGCCUGGCCCCCUGCAGAGGGCCAGUGCAGCCUCGGAGGGGAGCCAGGAUCUGCCACCCGGCUCCUUUGCGGAGGAGGACGUCAGCUCCACAGAGGGCUCUGGGGGCAGAAUGCUCUUCAACGUGGACCUGAACUCUGUGUGUGUCAGGAGCCUGGAGGACGAGGAUUCGGGCCAGUCCCUCAUGCUGCAGAUCCCAGGAGGGACCGUGGACCUCGAGGGCCCUGAUGGAACGGACUCGGGCCCGGUGGAGGCCAGCAUAGCAGGAGCAUGGCUGCCCUCCGCUGAGGGCCUGUGGCUGGACACUGCCCCGUCUGAGGAAAGUGACUCUUCGUCGGAGUCAAACUUUAGCUUCGGGGAUGGUUAUAUAGCCCGAUGAUUGCCGCACCCGUGGCCUCAGAGAUGAACAGAUAACCUCCAGGGCUCCCCACAACCCCCUAAACACACACACACACACACACACACACACACACACACACACACACAGAGUCCUGACUCUACUCAGGGUCCCUGGGGAGAGAGACCCUAGAUCUCCUCCUUGGGCCAUGGGGUGGGAAACGGCGCUGUCACAUCUCCCUACUGAUGCAGGGGAUGGAGCAGUGACCGCCCAGCCUCUGACUGGCAGAGGCGGCGACUAGGGUGCCUGCCAGGGUUGCCAAGGGCUGGUCCAGGCCCUUGUAAGAUUUCUGGGAAAUCAUUUCUUCAGGCCUGUGUAGCGACGCCUGAUGGGCUUUCUGGCAGGAACCCUCAGCAGAGUGGUCGGGAAGGAGCAGGAGAAGAGGCGGGAAGACAGCCGGAGCAAUGACCCGAUGAGGGGGGCGGAGAGGUCAUCUUGGUGUUAUUCCGCCACCUCUGCUCUGAAAACAACUCUUCUGCCCUCCUCAGUUCCAGCGGGUGAGAUGGGGCACAUGAACUGACUCUAGGAACUAGCCGUGACAAAAGGAGUCACUUGCUGAGAAACACGGUGCCAUCUUUUAAAGGAAAGAAGGGAAAGGACAAGGAGAGGGGAAGAAAGACAGGAAAAGAAAAAAAGAGGGGCUGGAACCAUGGUACAGUGGGGAGGGCAUCUGCCUUGAAUGCAGCCGACCCCAGUUCCAUCCCCCGCAUCCCACAUGGUCGGCCCAAAUGGUGUAAGGAGUCAUUCCUAAGUGCAUAGCCAGGAGUGACCCCUAAGCAUCGCCGGGUAUGGCCCCAAAACAAACAAACAAAUUUUUUAAAAAAAUAAGAAAAAGGGAAAAAAAAAAAAGGGCUGGAUCCCAUUGUACAGCAGGUAGGGCACUUGCCUUCCACGUGGCUGACCUGGUUCAAUCAACCAGAUGGACUCAGGUUCCAUCGCCUGCAGCCCAUAUGGUCCUCGAGUACCUGAGCACAGAGCCAGGAGGAACCCCUGAGCAGCGCCACCUGUGGCCACCCUCAACAGAAACAACCCAAAAAAAAAAGUUUAUGCAAAAAUAUUUCUGGGUUUGGGAAUAAAUAAGCCAUUAAAAUCUUAGCCCUGCAGCUUAACCCUUGAAGAAGGGCUAUUUGGAGCACUUCCUGUAGAAGGGGGAGAGAGUGCAGGGGAGUUCUAGAAUGCUGUAUAGCAAUCAGUACAAGAGCACACGGGCCAGGGACUGUCUGGCUCCGUUUGCUUUCCCUGCAUUUCCUCUCUGAGCCAGAUUUCUUCCAUUUUUGAAGUAGGGUUGCACUGGAGGAAAUUCAAGAGCCUGCACUGCUCUGAGAAAUAUCAAGAAAUACUCAGGAAUAAAGAUUCCCCUGGCGGUAUGACACUGCACACACACAAGGGGUGUACAGGGGAGAGAUGGAAAUGUACGAAUCCAUCUGUGCUGAGGGUUUCCUCCGGCUCUGCUGAGGGAUCCCUCCUGGGGACCAAUGAUGGGGAUGAAACUGUAGUGGGCUGUGUGCAAGGCCAGCACCUGAACCUCUGUUCUCUCUCUCUCCCUCUCUCUCUCUCUCUCUCAUCUCUCCCUCUCUCUCCCUCUCUCUCUCUCUCUCUCUCUCUCUCUCUCUCUCUCUCUCUCUCUCUCUCUCUCUCUCUCUCUCUCUCUCUCAGAUUAUUUUUAUAGCUGCUCUAAAAGGAGAGAGCGAAGACAGGGGAACCAUCACCUCAACCACGUGGCCAGCACCACAAUUUGUGUUGCUUAAAUCACCUUCAAGUGUGAGCCACCAGCGCUAUGCGCUUGCAUCACACUUUAAUAAUCUAAUAACGUCCGGGGGGGAGGGGGACAAACCAUAGCCACAGGCUAUUUCUGAUCCUUUGGAUGCAUCUAUUUAAGAGAUUUCCAGCACCUCCUGGGAUAGUCUCUUGAUGUUUGCACUUGAUACCUUGUAUACACGUUUUUAAAUAUAUAUAUUUUUUAAUUUUGUAAUUAUCCAAGGGAUGUUGGAAAAAGAGAAUACAAAUAUACUUUUUAAUACAGA